ACAAAAUGAAAGCCACUUGUGUAAUACUUGUUCUCGCUUAAGUAUUGAUUUUAUACACAUUUAUUUCAUUAUGAUUAUAUUUUAUUUGUAAUUUUCUGUAAGAAGUCAUUGAUAUUCAAAUUGCUUCAAACUUGUACUGAGAAAGAUAAAGAACUAUGUUUUUGAAGUAUUUUGUGUAUCUUUAAAAAUUCACAUUCCUCUUCAAACGCAGCAUACCGAUUAAGCAAUAAUUAAAAAAUGCAAUGGGAAUUAAUUAAUUUCCGCGAGCGAAUUUUUUUAAUAUUAAAAUUCGCCUUACUGUAGCCUGUAGAUAUAGUGUUAAUAAGUGUUUGAAUACUUGUAAUAUUAUCGAACUGAGUAAUGCAAUUACGUAAAUUCCUUUCGAUACAUUUAAACACUUGCCAAAGUAUAAUUAAUGAAUUCGGAAUUGCAAGUUAAAAGGCGCUGGUCUGCUACUGCUACUAUCGCGGAGGGUAACAUGGCUUUGUUGUUAUCAUAAAUGAUGUGGUGUGUCGUAUACAGUCAAGUGAUUUCUAUUAAUACACUUAAUUAAAUUAAUAAAAGCAUGGCACGCGCCUGAGUGGGUUACCGUUUUAUUCAUCAACCUAGACGGACAUGUCAUUUUGUAUUAACGUUUGAACGAAGUGAAAGUUAUGGCUGAUGCUGUACAGGAGGUUAGAGAUCCUCUGUCCACAGACAAUAAAGGAUGCACGACCGCGAAGUCGGUGUCUUACGACGAAAUCGCUACGAAACUUUUGAACGAGAAGCUUUUGUUAACAGCCUUGGAAUUACACGCAGAAUUAUGCGAGGCUGGAAAAGAAUUGCCUAUUUUAAGAGAGUUUUUCUCGAAUCCAAAUCAUUUUGAAAAUCAAAACAUCAAGCCAGAACCGUAUACAUCUAUGCCUAGGUCAUCUAGUCAGGCUACUUUAGAUUCAUUAGAUAUGACCAGGUAUUCAGAAGAUGGGGCAGGAGCUGAUGAAAGAGUAGCGAUUUUAGAGUUCGAACUGAGAAAGGCCAGAGAAAGCAUUUCAGCUCUUCGUGCAAAUCUUACUGUAGUAACAGAAUCGGAAGGGUCUACACCUGAUAAAUAUUCUGAUAAAUAUCCCGUCAAUGAAUCUCCUAUAAAACCCCACGAGCAAAGAGCUAUCAACUUUCUCGUUAAUGAAUAUUUAUUAGCUCGUUCGUAUAAAUUGACGUCAAUCACGUUUAGCGACGAAAACGAGAAUCAAGAUUUUGAGGAUUGGCAAGAUGUAGGAUUAAAUAUUCCAAAGCCACCGGAAUUAUUGUAUAUUUAUAGGGAAUAUGUGCGAGCAAAUGGAUAUGACAAAUUACCGUCUGUUAAUGUUGGCGUGCAAACUGAUUUCUGUGAAAUGGAAACGGAAAUGGAAGUAGAAAAAGAUGAAUUUAGAGAAAUGGUGAAAAAAAUGGAGGAACUUAAACAGCAAACUGCCUUGUUGGAACAAGAAAAAUUGGAUCUGCAACAGAUCAUUGCUACCACUAAUGAAACUUUGUCUCAAGAUCCUGUUAAGCAAGGCAGUAGCGGAACGAUACAAACGAUAAAUUCCAAUUCUACUACUCCAGAUAAAUUUGAACUUCUCGAAACUCCAGCUCGCGACACAUCGACGGUGACGCAAGAACCCGAAGAGGACGAUAGCGUUUCUGUCGUUGUCAGCCUUGGCGAAACAGAUCCUGGCGACAAAGAAUGGACCAGAAUUCAAUUACCUAGAGUAGACGUCACGGAAGGAUCGUCUAUCCUUCCAAAUCCACCAUCCAGACAUCUACCGUUGAAAUUCAAAGUGGAAGUAAUAGCGCAUUGCUUAGUAAAUGUUCCGAAUUCGAUCGUUUCGCCGGCGGAAGAGAUUUUCAAGAAUGGAGUUACACGCGACACGCUCGUACACAUUUUAGCACAAACGUUACCUCGUAUCGUACCUAAUGUUAUUUUAAACAAACGCGAGGAAGUAAUACCAUUAAUACUCAGUGCGAUUCGGCUUCAUAAUAACUCUGCAGAGAGAGAGAAAUUAUUGCAGUUACUAUUUAAUUUAAAGAAGAGGCCACAAGAAGAUGAGAGACAGUUAAUAUUAGCUGGCUUCGUCGCUAUGGCAAAACUUGAGGACGAGCCAAUGGAGGGUGAAGAAAUAUUAACUAUUUGUUGGGAGCAAAGUCAGCACAAAUAUCCUGAGAAAAGAUUGUUAGCUGUAGAAUGCUGUUCCGUAUUAGCACCGUACAUGUCGGUGGGCAUAAGGAACUCCUUAAUGCUUUCUAUGCUCCAGCAAAUGUUGCUCGAAGAUAAGGAUCCUACAGUUAGAGCUAGCGUGAUAAGGAGUCUCGCACUGCUGAUAGCUUUAAUGGAUGAUCCUGACAAAUAUUUUCAGUGCGAAGAGUUAGCAUUAACAGCGCUUCAGGACACGUCAACUGUGGCGAUCGAAGUUGCAUCUUCCAUACUCUUACCAAUUUUGGCUCAGUGGGCGCUCUCGUUAAAAAGAUUGCAAACGCAUCUGCUGCCACGUAUUAUAUCUAAAGUAAAAAGUCACUUGAAGUCCGGUCAUUCGCAACAUUCGCCUAACAGAGAUCACGUAGACGAAGGAAGAAUAGUCUCGUCCAUUGCGGUGUUACAAUAUUUACUUCCGCAUAUGGUUAUCUGUAUAGCGGAUACAGAUUCGGUCAGGACGUACAUCGAAGACGGGAUGUCGUCUGAUUUACCCGAUGUGUUCCUGAACUUGUGUCAUUCCAAUAUCGUUAAUCCGAAAGUAUUUUAUGACGGCGAUCUAGACGUAGGAGCUCUUCUAAAUACAUUUUUUGCGAAUACCUGGGAAAACGAUUCAUGGCCAGAAUUAGAGUGGUUCACGAAUAAAUUGGUGUUCGACGUUUUGGAUAUGGUGAAAUCGAUCGAUACUGUUCAGGAGACUAUAUUAAAUGCUCUUUUAACGUAUAUUCAUUCGUUAUGUCUGGGUUUCGGUCGAUACGUCACACAAACGAGGAUUCAACCAAUAUUCGCAGCCGAGGUAACUGAACUCGAGCAACAAUUAACGACCCUGUCAAGUGAUAAAAAAAGUAUGAGUUUAACGUUGAUCCCGGCAUACUUGAUUAUACUGUCCACCUUGAACGGUACAGACGUUUCUAAGUCCUUGAAACAAUUCCUCGUUGCUUUGUCUAUGAGUGGCACUAGUAUUACUAGUUUACAGAUUGCAAUCAUUAUAUUGUGCGCCCAAGAACAUAUGCAGGAGUACGUCCUUAGUGGUUUAUGGGAUGGGGUAGUACACCAAAGACCCAUCGUAAGAUGCGCAACUGCGACGCUAUUCGGUUGCGUAAUAGCUCACGUAUCUGACCGGUUAGCAAGUGCUAAGGUAGUUCCUGCAAUCGUUACACUCGUUAGUGAUCCCGAUGUAUCCGUUCGAUCCGCUGCGAUUCCUUCUCUUGGUCGUUUAAUUACGGAGUGUAAAGUAAGAGAGAUGCGCGAUAAAGCACGUUUAACUUUAGAAACGAUUGCUAAAGAUCCACAGGGUGUUCCACCGACUGUAGCACUGCCGUUGGUUUCGACGUAUGCAUUCAUCGCUCCCAAUUGUCCUCAAAAUUACAUCGAAGAUGUUAUAGCCACGCAAUUGACGGGGAUAACGUCAUCGGCAUUGCAACAAGCCCGGAAGAUCGAUCUCAUUAAUGCUCUUGUCGAAGCGUAUUCUGUCUUAGUGUAUUGUCCGCUGAGCAAUCAAUGCGUAUCCGGUGUAUUAUUGCCGGGAUUGAAAUGUCUCGAGCAAUUGGUCAACCAGCACUUACCUCAACAGAAAGAAGCGGUUCGAUCGCUUCUAAAAGAAGCUGAAUCUCGACAGGAUCUUUCGAAACCAAUGGAAAGAUCUCUGUCAAUGAGUUCUGGCCUUUCGUUAUCAAUGGCUACGGUGAACGUGGGACAAGGUGUAGAAGAUAUGAGGCAACGAGUGAGUAAAAUAUUUCAUCAGAAAACUAGUUCCCCGAGUAUGUCUAGUAUCUUUCGAAAAAAGUAAGCUCAAUUUUGAUUUUUCGGUCGUGUCUACAGGAAAAUGUUUCUUUCCCGUUCACACGUUUCAUUGUUUUUUAUAAUCGUACUUAACGUCUGCUGUAUGUAUUAUAUAUGAUGGACGGUACAAGUGAUGCACAAAAUUGAUACAAAUCAGAAUAUAGUAUUGUACAAUCAGGAUGUAAGUUCGAUGACAAAUACGUAUUAUUAAGCAUCACUAUAAUGGUGUGCCUUUUAACAUGUAAUUUUAUUAAAUCAUUCGCGCGAUUAAAUCAAAUUCAAGCGUUUACAGACUUAGAUCUGAGCUGUAGUCAGUAAAUGAUAUAUCAAUUUUACUUCGUUUAACUGCACAAGUACGACUGUAACGCUUUGUAUAAUUUACACAUUUUAAAGUAUUAGCAGCAGUUAUUACAGCUUGUAGUUUUAUAUUCUAUAAAGUCGCAGAGUAUAUUUAUUAGAACGAAUUAUUCACUAUGUAUUAUAGAUAAUUUAUUGUGUUAUCGUGUUCUUACAAAAAUAAAUGAAUAAGACAAGGAA
Molecule: messenger RNA, 4525 nt
Organism: Ceratina calcarata
Lineage: Eukaryota; Metazoa; Arthropoda; Insecta; Hymenoptera; Apidae
Product: RAB11-binding protein RELCH homolog
Exons: 16
Coding region: 654-3995 (1113 amino acids)
Biological process (GO): intracellular cholesterol transport
Cellular component (GO): recycling endosome; trans-Golgi network
Molecular function (GO): protein binding
Source: RefSeq, a predicted model, not a curated record